UUUGAAAAAAAAAAAAAAAAACUUUACCCUUUUUAAACGUCUAAACCGUUUGAGUAACGGCAUAGUUCUUCUCUUUUUUCAGCACUAAAAUUUCGAGAAAAUUUUCCAGGGAAAUCAUUCACCCCUCUAAGGAGGAAAAGAAAAAGGCCAUAAAAAGAAUAACAAGUUGAUUCAGCUCAACCAUUUCCCCGGAAAAUUAAAAUUUUCAGCUCAGCCUCAUUCAUAUGUUGCUAAGGCUGUUCUAAUUGGUCAACUUUGGGAGCAUGUUACUACUGAUAUAUAUCAUUUUUCUAUUACCAUAAGGAAAUGGGUUAUUGGUUUUUGUGUGGAAAAGCUAAAGUCUUUGGUUUUUCGUGUGGAUUGAGGAAGGGAUUUAGCUACCAGCAGAGUUUCAGUCUAGUUAAUGUUAAGUUGAAAUGGGUUAAAGAUAAAACCUUAGAUGCUGUUGUUGUUGGUGAAAGAGAUCUAAGAGCAGCCUGCAAUCUUGUUUCCAUCCUUUCCUCUGCUCCAAAUUGUUGUCUCCCCAUUUACCAAUUGUCCCGGCAUCGCGGCCAACUUGGUCUGCCCCAUGAUCUUAAGCUAUCCACAUUUAUCAGGAGAUACCCUACCAUUUUUGAUGAAUCUUAUGUGUUUGAUAGCGCUGGCACUCGUGUUCCUUGCUUUGAGAUGACCCCUGAAGCCUUAAAUCUUUACCAUGAUAAACUUGGUGUUAUCCGGGAGGGCAUGAUGGAUUUGCUUGACAGGCUCCGCAAAUUGCUGAUGCUUACCAAGGAUAGAACCCUUCCUUUACAAACUGUUGAUCAGCUGAAAUGGGAUUUGGGAUUGCCUUAUAAUUAUGCUGAUUCCUUGAUUCCACAUUACCCUGAUUUAUUUUGUUUGGUUCGCCUAGCUGAUGAUCGCAUUGGCUUAAAACUUUUAUCAUGGGAUGAUACACUUGCUGUCUCCCAAUUAGAGAAGAAUGCUGUGAUGCAAACAGAAGAAGAUUUGAAAAAUAACUGUUUAGCCUUCCCAAUAGGAUUUACAAGGGGUUUUGGAUUGAAGAGAAAGUGUAUGGAAUGGUUGAAAGAAUGGCAGAAACUACCAUAUACUUCACCUUAUGCUGAUGCCUCUCAUUUGGAUCCACGUACUGAUGUUUCAGAGAAGAGAAUCGUGGGUGUCUUUCAUGAGCUUCUUCACCUUACCAUACAGAAGAAAACUCAACGUCAGAAUGUGAGUAAUCUACGCAAACCGUUGUCACUACCUCAGAAGUUUACUAAGGUGUUUGAGCGCCAUCCUGGCAUCUUUUAUAUUUCCAAGAUAUCUGCUACUCAAACUGUUGUUCUCAGGGAAGCCUAUGAUUGUCAACGACUUAUUCAGAGUCACCCCCUUGUUGAUGUCAGGGAAAGAUUUGGAAGCUUGAUGAGAAAAGGAUUUUUGGACAGAAGCAGGGGCUUGUACAAGAAAACUGCCUAUGUAGAUGUGGAGGACUCAUCAAAGAUCGUUCGUGGUCAUAAAGCUGGUGGCAAUGGUCUUGAUUCUGAAGUAGAGUCAGGUUAUGAUUUAUUUUCCGAAUAUGAUUCUGAUGACUCAAUUCAUUGCCCUUCAUGAAUUCCUUCUGAGGAAAUCGUUGGACCUGGUAUUAAGAAGAAAUGUCCAUGAUUUAACUGGAAUGGCUGCUUUUGAAAGGCUUGAAUAUUUACCCGCUUUUAGCGUGUAUAUGCAUUAGCUUGAACUACAACAGAUGCUUCAGAAACAGGAACACUUCCCAAUCUGUCGUCACCUAUCCUUCAUUUUUUGAUCUGAUACGCCAUCCCUAGUCCCUUACCUCCUUUGAUUUUCCAGCUUUUUUACCCCUUUUUUUAUACUGAAUCAAAGCUCCCCACUUUUUCUCCACCGUGAAGAUUGGCAAGUUUGGCUCUGAAAUUUUUGGUAGGAAGGAAACCAAUAAAACCCAUAUUAAAGCUCUUCUAAAUCCAAUGAUAUAUUUAUUGUACCAUAUCUCCAACAAAGCUUUCAUUACUUUAUAGUUUUCAAUUGUGAGAUACAAAAAAUCCCCAAACCAAUUUGAUGUAAUAAAUAAAAAUAAUUAAAGAAAAGGGUUUAGGGUUUACAAUUAUUGGAUUUAAAAGUUGGGAAAAAAAAACAAAGAUGAGGUAGUGCUAGCAUUAUGUAAAUUUAAAACUCU
Molecule: messenger RNA, 2164 nt
Organism: Durio zibethinus
Lineage: Eukaryota; Viridiplantae; Streptophyta; Magnoliopsida; Malvales; Malvaceae
Source: RefSeq, a predicted model, not a curated record